This is a messenger RNA of Penicillium alfredii, 546 nucleotides long. RefSeq lists its product as uncharacterized. Lineage: Eukaryota; Fungi; Ascomycota; Eurotiomycetes; Eurotiales; Aspergillaceae. The record is from RefSeq and is a predicted model, not a curated record. The coding region runs from base 1 to 546 and encodes 181 amino acids. The transcript is spliced from 3 exons.
AUGAGCUUAUACCUUUUCCACCACUUUCAGUACUGUCACUUUCCAAACAUUGACUUUUUGCGUGACUGCCCGAAUGCUUUCCGCUUUCUACGUUCAUUGUCUGGUUCACGAAUCGCGCUUAAAGAGUUUGAACUGUGUUGUGAUUUCUUGCUGCACGAACCGGAUGACGUUUAUGACUUUACUUCGGUUAUUCAAUUUUUGAUCUCUAUCCAGGGACUACGACAUCUCCGAUUGAGAUUAUCCAAUUUUCCGGAGUUAGGCUUCCGGGUUCAGGAAGCUAUCCAGCACCACCGACCAACGCUCGAAAGCUUGGUCUUUCACCAGCGCCGGCUCACAGCGAUCGGCAACGAAGGGCUGUUUGAGGACGAUCGGGAUACGUCACCCGUUUGGAUUCCUAAUUUAACGACCAUCGUAGAUCUGUCCCGCGUCACCGCAUUGGCGCUGUGUGCGACCCCAUCUGCCGCAAGCUCUUCAACCUACGGCCGCAUCUUCGAGGCUUCAGGUUUUGCAUUUGCGUUUCAGCGGUACCGAGAGAAUUCACUGUGA